UCUUAGCCGUAUCUACAUCCAGAAUAGACUGAGGUUGAUUUACCCUGCCGCAGAGGAGGACAACCUGGGCCCAGUGAGGUUAAUCAGUCUUCACAAGGUCAGGUCUGCUGACCCCACUAAUCAGCUUGAGCCUCCUAAUCCACUGCCAGCAGGAACCUCAGGACACACAGUAGUGGCUUGGGAGAGCUGGCAGGGGCCAUUUUGGCCUUCUUCUGCAGACUUGGUCUGGGAGGGGAUGGGGCAGCUGAGCCAUGUGCACCACCCUCUUCCUGCUUAGCACCUUGGCCAUGCUCUGGCGCCGCAGAUUCGCCAACCGGGUCCAACCAGAGCCCAGUGGAGUGGAUGAGGCAGUUACGGGCAGCAGCUUGGAAAGAGACCUCCAGUCCUCAGGCAGGUAAGGCAGAGGCGAGUCUGGGGUGGAGGAGGGAGGGUGCUACCAAAGAGGCUGCCGCUGUCCCCUGGCCCUGUCCGUGAUGAGCAGGGGUGUGUGUGUGUGCUGUAUGCUAGCCCUCGCCCCAGCCACCCUGUUCCCUGUAUGCCUGGUGGGCAGGCUGACUGUGUUCUCCAGUUGGGAAUGGGAGCCCCCAGCUUCUCUGGACCAAAGCUGCUCUGCUUUGCUUGUCUGGGUGCAGGGUGGUCCCCAAGGUUCCUUCUGUCAGAAGGUGCAGGGGCAGUGGAGAGAGGGAUGAGGCAGACGCAGCUCAGCGUUGCUUUGCUCGCCUUCCCUCCCCCGUCCCUCUCCCGCUGUCUCCGCCCAGCCUCAGCGGCUCCACUGCCUGAGCCUCCAGCGGGAUUCGCUGUCCAGUCCCCAAUAGGAGGCGCAGGAGGAGCAUGACAUCAUCGGCUCUGAGCGCCAUUGGCUGGGCAGCCCCUGGGGCAGGACACUGUCUCCAGCAGCCAGAAAGUUAACUCUUCCCUAGGCUGAAGCCAUGUGGCCUUUACAAGGGGUGAAGUUUUGGGAACUUCCAGACUUUUCUUUCCCUGGAUGACCAGUGUCCUUUGACGAUAGGGGCUCU
Ceratotherium simum simum (southern white rhinoceros) is the source of this 1016-nucleotide messenger RNA. NCBI's taxonomy places the organism in Eukaryota, Metazoa, Chordata, Mammalia, Perissodactyla, Rhinocerotidae. The record is from RefSeq and is a predicted model, not a curated record.